This is a messenger RNA of Cylindrotheca closterium, 1635 nucleotides long. NCBI's taxonomy places the organism in Eukaryota, Bacillariophyta, Bacillariophyceae, Bacillariales, Bacillariaceae. The record is from the annotation of a GenBank genome assembly.
AUGUGUGGAAUCAUUGGUCUGCUUCUUGCAGAUGAGGAAUCUAAUGUGAACCAGCUUCUUUUUGAUGGAUUGACAGUUCUUCAGCAUCGUGGGCAGGACGCCGCCGGUAUUGUGACUUCUGAGCGGGGCCGCCUUCAUCUCAGAAAAGACAAUGGUUUGGUGCGAGACGUUUUCCUGCAGCAUCAUAUGAUGGAACUACGAGGAAACGUUGGAGUUGGUCACGUUCGAUAUCCCACUGCUGGCAGCAGCUCCUGUGCAGAGGCACAACCACUGUACACAAAUUAUCCCCAUGGUAUCUGCGUUGCGCAUAACGGAAACCUUACGAAUACUGAAGAUCUGUACAGUGAAAUGUCCAAGCAGCAGAGGCAUGUGAACACUGAUUCUGAUUCUGAACUUCUGCUGAAUUUAUUUGCAGAAGGUCUUACGAAGAAUGAGCGGGAUUGCUCUAAUGUGGAGGAAGCGGUCUUUGCCACCUGUAAAGAUGUGAUGCAUCAGGUUAAAGGGGGAUAUGCCACAGUAUAUUUCAUCAAUGGCGUCGGCCUUGUGGGCUUCAGGGAUCCACAUGGAAUUCGUCCUCUUGUAUUUGGUUGCCGUUCGAAAGAAAAGGAAGAGUUGUCGACAACAUGGACUACAGAAAUGAUAGCCAGCACGAACCAAAAGCUGGACUUUGUGGUCGCUAGUGAAUCAGUGGCGAUCGAUACGUUAGGCUUUCAACUUGUGCGCGACGUGAGACCUGGAGAAGCCAUUUUCAUUGACAUGAACACUGGAAACUGCCGUGUCUGGCAAUGUGUCGACAACGCGACCCCAGCUCCCUGUAUUUUCGAGUAUGUGUACUUUGCCAGGCCCGAUUCGAUUAUGGAUGGUGUUUCUGUUUACGAGUCUCGCUUGAAAAUGGGCGAAUACCUAGCCAAAAAGAUCAAACGAGUUUAUCCAGAACACGGUAUUGAUGUAGUCAUUCCGAUUCCUGACACCUCGAGAACGGCUGCUCUUCAAGCAGCUUACUCUUUGGGAUGCCCAUAUCAGGAGGGUUUCAUCAAGAAUCGUUAUAUCGCUCGGACAUUCAUCAUGCCGGGACAGGCUACGCGCAAAAAGUCAGUACGCCUCAAGUUAAACACUAUCAAGAGCGAAUUUGCUGGGAGGAAUGUCUUGCUUGUUGAUGACUCAAUCGUGAGAGGAACUACGGCUCACGAAAUCGUCCAAAUGGCACGAGAUGCUGGAGCUCGCAAGGUGUACUUUUGUAGUGCUGCUCCUCCGAUUAGGUAUCCCAAUAUAUACGGAAUCGACAUUCCGACACGAGAAGAGUUAAUCGCAUACGAGAGAGGAGAAGAUGAGAUUGCUGCAAAAAUUGGUUGCGACUGGGUAGUCUAUCAAGAUCUGAAGGACCUGGAAGAUUCUGUAAAGGAUGUUGCCUCGAGGGAAUAUCCCUUGACAGUUUUUGACACGAGCUGCUUUAGUGGGGAGUAUAUCACUGGAGAGCGAAUGGGAGAUGAUUAUUUUACGAGACUACACGAUCUUCGCAAUGACGAUGCAAAAAUCCUAAGAAACAAAGGGAACGCAUCAAAUUCAAACCAAUCCAAACCAGUCGCAAGCAAUGAGGGCUGCGAACCCCUCACAAAUAAUUCUUCGCUUAUGUGA